Benincasa hispida (wax gourd) is the source of this 375-nucleotide messenger RNA. Lineage: Eukaryota; Viridiplantae; Streptophyta; Magnoliopsida; Cucurbitales; Cucurbitaceae. The record is from RefSeq and is a predicted model, not a curated record.
AUGACAGAGGCAAAAGCAGUAACUACUUCUAUAGCCAACCAUUUAAAACUAUCAGUAGAGAAUUCACCUAAAGAUUCAGACAUUGAGCAUCAACAAAUCAUGUCAACAGUUCCUUAUUCCCAAGUUGUGGGAAGUUUGAUGUAUUUAAUGGUGUCUACAAGACCUGACAUUGCCUAUGCUACUAGCCUGCUAUCAGACAGUGAACCAGAGCUGGUUGGUUAUGUAGACUUAGAUUAUGCAGGAGAUCUAAACAAGAGGAGGUCAUUAUCGGGGUAUAUCUUCCUAUUUGGAAUGUGUAUCCUAAACUGCAAGGCUACCUUACAAUCAGUAGUAGCCCUUUCUACUACUGAAGCAGAGUUUAUAACACUAUCAUAA